This is a messenger RNA of Hirundo rustica (Barn swallow), 4569 nucleotides long. It is a transcript of the gene ERN2, whose product is annotated as endoplasmic reticulum to nucleus signaling 2. Gene Ontology annotation, cellular component: IRE1-TRAF2-ASK1 complex. Bases 1 to 2904 code for a protein of 967 amino acids. The record is from RefSeq and is a predicted model, not a curated record. NCBI's taxonomy places the organism in Eukaryota, Metazoa, Chordata, Aves, Passeriformes, Hirundinidae. Gene Ontology annotation, molecular function: protein serine/threonine kinase activity; RNA endonuclease activity; ATP binding. The transcript is spliced from 22 exons. Gene Ontology annotation, biological process: intrinsic apoptotic signaling pathway in response to endoplasmic reticulum stress; protein phosphorylation; mRNA processing.
AUGGGCGGCCCCGCCGCGCCGCGCCCGCGGGGGCUCCGGGGGCUCCUGCCGCCGCUCCUGCCGCUGCUCCUGCUGCUGCUCCCGCCGCCCCCGGCACAGAGCCUCAAAGGCGGUGCUGUGACUGUCCCAGAAACACUGCUCUUCAUCUCCACUCUGGAUGGGAACCUCCACGCCGUCAGCAAGAGCACAGGGGACAUCAAGUGGACCCUGAAGGAUGAUCCCAUUCUGCAGGUGCCGGUGUAUGUGGCAGAGCCAGCAUUCCUUCCAGACCCCAAUGAUGGCAGCUUGUAUAUCCUGGGAGGAAAGAACAAGGAAGGCUUGAUGAAGCUGCCGUUCACCAUCCCAGAGCUGGUGCAGUCCUCGCCGUGCCGCAGCUCGGACGGAGUGCUCUACACCGGGAAGAAGCAGGACACGUGGUUUGUUGUGGACCCCAAGUCAGGGGAGAAGCAGACCACCCUCUCCACAGAGGCCUGGGAUGGUCUGUGCCCAUCCAGCCCCUUGCUCUACAUCGGACGGACCCAGUACGUCAUCACCAUGUAUGACACCAAGUCACGGGAGCUGCGCUGGAAUGCCACCUUCUCCGAGUACUCAGCUCCGCUCUGCGAGGAGUCCUACCACUACAAAAUGGCACACUUGGCCUCCAGCGGGGACGGGCUGGUGGUGACCCUGGACAAGGAGAGCGGGGAGGUCCUGUGGGCGCAGAACUACGGCUCACCCGUGGUCGGCAUCUACCUGUGGCACCAGGACAGCCUGCGCCGCCUCCCCCACCUCAACCUGGCCAUGGAGACCCUGCGCUAUCUGACCUUCCAGUCACAGGACAUCCACGUCCUCAAGUGGGGCUACCAGUCCGUCAAGGACUUCGCCGCCACCAAGACGCAGCUGCUGCCGGCGCUCUACGUGGGGAAGCACGCGGCCGGUUUCUACGCCGUGACGUCCCUGGUGCACGGCAGCGUGGCGCUGGUGCCCCAGGGCAUCACGCUGGCCAGGAUCGAGGGCCCCACCACGGACGACGUGACCAUGAGGGAGUCCGGGGAGUGUGAGAUCACGCCCAGCACCGACGUCAAGUACCCGCAGGGCAGCAUCACCUCGCUGCACAACCAGUGGCUCCUCAUAGGGCACCAUGAGCUGCCUCCCGUGGUCCACACCACGAUGCUGCGGGCCUUCCCAGAGAACCUGAGGAAGACCACGGAAACCAUCAUCCCCAGGGCUCCUCCCAGCAGGACCGUGUUCGACGAUUUCCUGGCCCCGAGCAGCCCGGAGGAGCCAGCUGUCCGCAGCGAGGGGCAGCCCCAGCCAGACCCCACGCCAGGGGAGCAGCUGGAGGUGUAUCCCGAGUCUGGCACCUGGGACCUGCUGAUGGCUGGCGUCGGCACGGCUCUGCUGGGCGGGGGAAUCCUGGUCCUGCUGCUCACAAAACUGCAGCGGCAGCAUGUGGCACAGCAGCAGCAGCUGGAGGAGCAGAUACAGCUCCUGCAGCAGCAGCAGGAGAUGCUGCGCCCGGGCCGAGUCUCCAGGGAGGGUGUCCCUGAGGAGCCCAGGGAGCUGGAGCCGAGCCAGGGAAGUGCAUCAGAGCUCUCGCAGAGCUCCAGCCCCUCAGGCUGCCUGAAGGACCCGGCUAACGGGAAGGUCAGCCCAGAGCCAGCUGUCCCAGAGGCUGCUGAAGAUGCAGAACCAGACCUGGUUGUAGUUGGGAAAGUUUCUUUUAACCCCAAAGAUGUGCUGGGUCAUGGAGCUGGAGGAACCUUUGUCUUCAGGGGGCAGUUCGAGGGCCGCAGUGUGGCCGUGAAGCGUCUCCUGCCCGAGUGCGUCCAUCUGCUGGACCGGGAGGUGCAGCUGCUCCGGGAGUCGGACGAGCACCCGCACGUCGUGCGCUACUUCUGCACGGAGAGGGACCGGCAGUUCCACUACAUCGCCAUCGAGCUGUGCUCCGCCACGCUGCAGGAGUACGUGGAGAACCCCAGCUUUGACCGCCGUGGGCUGGACCCGGUGUCCGUGCUGCGUCAGACCAUGUCGGGGCUGGCCCACCUCCACUCCCUCAGCAUCGUGCACCGUGACCUGAAGCCCUGUAACAUCCUCAUCUCUGUCCCGAAUCGCCACGGGCAGAUCCGCGCUGUCAUCUCCGACUUCGGCCUUUGCAAGAAGCUUCAGGGGGGACGGCAGAGUUUCAGCCUCCGCUCCGGGAUCCCUGGCACUGAGGGCUGGAUCGCGCCCGAGGUGCUGCAGGAGGCCCCCAAGGAGAACCCUACCAGCGCUGUGGACAUCUUCUCAGUCGGGUGCGUCUUUUACUACGUGGUGUCGGGGGGACAGCACCCCUUUGGGGACAGCCUGCGGCGCCAGGCCAACAUCCUGGCGGGCUCCUACCAGCUGAGCUGCCUGCAGGAGGAGGCUCACGACAAACUCGUUGCGAGGGAACUGAUCGUGGCGAUGAUCAGCUCCGAGCCCCAGCGCCGGCCCUCGGCCCCUGUGGUCCUUGUGCAUCCCUUUUUCUGGAGUCAGGAGAAGCAGCUGCAGUUCUUCCAGGACGUCAGUGACCGUGUGGAGAAGGAGCCAGCUGAGGGACCCAUCGUCUCAGCCCUGGAAUCGGGGGCCCGGGCGGUGGUGAGGACCAACUGGAGGAUGCACAUCUCCCUCCCACUGCAGAUGGACCUGAGGAAGUUCCGCACCUACAAGGGGGCGUCAGUGCGUGACCUGCUGCGGGCCAUGAGGAACAAGAAGCACCACUACCACGAGCUGCCGGCCGACGUGCAGGUGGCCCUGGGCUCCGUCCCCGAGGGCUUCGUGCAGUACUUCACCUCGCGCUUCCCGCGGCUGCUGCUGCACACGCACGGGGCCAUGCGGCUCUGUGCCCACGAGCGCAUCUUCCGCCCCUACUACAGCCAGGGCCUGAGGGGCGACGGCGCCUGAGGGGCACGGGCUGUGCCCAGGGACAUGAGCAGGCACGGGACAGGAGCAGGCACAGGCCAUGCCUGGGGACCUGAGCGGGCACAGGCCGUGCCCAGGGACAUGAGCAGGCACAGGCCAUGCCUGGGGACAUGAGCGGGCACAGGCUGUGCCCAGGGACAUGAGCAGGCACAGGCCAUGCCUGGGGACAUGAGCGGGCACAGGCUGUGCCCAGGGACAUGAGCAGGCACAGGCCGUGCCCGGGAACUGAGCGGGCACAGGCCGUGCCCAGGGACUGAGGGCACAGGCCAUGCCUGGGGACCUGAGCAGGCGCAGGCCGUGCCCGGGGGGCACCACGGCCGCUGCUCCCUGCCUGGGCCCUCUCUCCUGUCCUUCUGCUGGGGCCAGGUGGGGCUCAGCAGGCACAGGGGGCACUGGGAGCACAGGGCAGCAGAGGUGGGCACAGGGCAGCACCGUGCUCUCACCUGUUGUUUCCUGAGGGAACCUCUGGGCAACCACCUUUACAAACACUCACAGACCCAGGUGUGAAGGCAUCUGGGUCAGAAAACAAAGACGUCUCAGGUGGGCACAGUGUUUGGAGAAGAAAGAGGAAAAUAUGUUGUGUUUUCCCAGGGACAGCCACAGCGAGGCCCUGGCACAGUGAUGUCCCCGAGCUGGCAUCAGUCCCAGGGGAACAUUCACCAGGGACAGGAAGCUUUGUCCCGUGUGUUCUUCCUGUGCCAGGGGCCUGGGGACACAGCUCCUUGAGCUGAGAUCAGGAGCAGGGCCCCAGUCUUGACACUGGAGCUGAGCCCUCAGCUGUGCUCAGCCACGCUGGGGCUGGGAUGUGCCCAUGGCAUCCGAGCUGUGAGGGCACAGCCCGCACAAUGGUGUGAAUCUUAGCUGGGCUCAGAACAAGAGUUUCUCCCUUAGGCUUCCCUGUAACUCGUACCUCUGCCAGGCCUAAGCCCCUGAGCAGGUGGCACAGCAGCCCAGGCACAGUAGUGUCUGGGCACAAAGGAGGGAAUUCCUUUCCCCUGGGAUCCUUCCCUCAAUAACAGGGCUAUGGCUGCAGUUCCCCCAGCCUCUGCUGCUGCCCAGGGCCAGGGUCCCGUGAGUGCUCUGGUUCACAGCAGCCCCCAUGGCAUGUGUUCCCUUUGAGCCAGCCUCCAACACCAGCUGGGCCCAUGGGCACAGAGAGCCCCACAGCAAAGUUCCUCUGUGGAGAAGCAAUAAUUUUGUACAGUCUAAUGACUGUGCUGGGGUGUGGGAGUUUGUUACACAAUUAACAGUGUUUGUACCAGAAUAUAUUUAUACAAAAAGUUAUAAAAAAAUUUUAAAAAAAAGAAAAAAGCUUGUCCUGCUUAAAAACAAACUGGCCUGAGAGCAGCACUAGUUGCUGGCAGGGAACAGUGGUGGGAGAACAAGACAGGCAGGUCACUGGGCUCCUGUAAGAAGUCCUGAGAGGACUUGUGCUGAUUCUUUAGCCAUAAUUAGUCAGGGAGCCAAGGAAGAGGCAAGCGCAGCCCAAUAAGGGUAGGAGGAUGCCUCAUUCAGAGAGGCCAGCAAGGCAAAGGGAAGUGAAAGAGCCUGGAUGCUGUGUCAAACAAUUUUUAUUCAAGUUAUGCAAUAUACAAAAGUUGAGGUUUCAUGGCAUUUCGGUAUUAAAAGGCCAAUUGCUCCAUCUCA